Molecule: messenger RNA, 1473 nt
Organism: Dreissena polymorpha
Lineage: Eukaryota; Metazoa; Mollusca; Bivalvia; Myida; Dreissenidae
Exons: 2
Coding region: 1-1395 (464 amino acids)
Source: RefSeq, a predicted model, not a curated record
AUGGCAGAUGGCGCUGGGAAGCCACAUGUUCCAGGAACUGACAGGACGACAGGCUGCAACAUCUCAAGCAGCAGUCCCAGUCGGUUAAAUAAUGAAGAUGCGUCUGUUGAACUAAGCAAUGUUUUAAACAUCCUGGGGUAUGGAUCGGAGCUCAGACAGAAACGCCGGGAAUAUUUUAAGCAGUUGGGUGAUGCUGUUAAAGUGAUCAUAGUCGGAAGUAAGGCAGAGGGGAUUUUACGUGUGUUUGAAAGUGAUAUUGAUAGCUUAUAUGUGAACGAGCGUGUCGCAUGUUUAGAAGUCGGAUACGACGUAAACCUGAUUCCAGAGAAUAAACUCGUGUUCAGAAUGGAUACAUCGAUAUGUUACCCUGGGCAUUGCAUACUGCUGCUGGAAAGAGGUUUCCCGUCAUUGUUUGUUUCAGCACUGUGCUAUAAUGGACAUGGAAGAUUUCUUCUAAGCAGUGACGCCUUUAUCAAUUUGCGUAGAAAAUAUUUACCACCACUCAUGCGCGAUGAACGUGCGGGGCCGUCACUACCGAUCAGUUUUGGACCUAUUUCUUGCGACUGUGUAGUUUCCCUACGCUGUCAUUGCCCUAGCAUACUUCAGAAAUGGGCAGCCAGAUCUCGGCAUUGGCCGCCACCAAAUAUUGUAGGAAAGGUCGUAUCGAUGGGGGCAGUGCUUACUCCUGUUGGAUUUAAAGAAAGCGAAAAUAUGCCCAAUGAAUGGAGGGUUUGCUUUAACACAGGUGAGACAGAAUUGGUGAUUAAUCUUAACGACACACAAAUUAAAGUAUACGUCUUGUUAAAAAUGAUUGCAAAAGAUGUACUCAAACCACGACAGAAAGGGAUAACAUCGUUUAUGGUGAAAAAUAUAAUUUUAUGGCUCGCAGAAAACAACCCACAAUCCACGUUUCAUGACAGGAGAUUGAUUUUCUGGCUACUUGAAUCACUAAAGGAGCUAAGAACUGCACUGUCCACAAAAUAUCUACCAUACUAUAUGAUCCCAGAAAGGAACUUGAUGACUGCAUGUAGGUUGACGGUUACUCUGCAGCGAAAAUGGAUGGCUACUCUCACAGACAUGAUUGUCGAAGGGCCAGAGAUGCUGCGGAGGCUUCCGAAAAUACGACAGGCAAUUAUCGCUCACCCGGAGCCUCUAUUAUGGUACACCAGGAGAAGAAUUGAAAUGGAGAUUAUUUUCUUAGAAAUGUUGACACAUUGUGACCCCGUCAAUAAUAACAACUUUUUUAAUAUGUUUGAUUUUAUGGAUAGACAUGGACUUACGUUGCGUUUAAUGGAGAUUUGCGGGGACUUCAUUGCCAACAUGUGCUCGGAAGAAAAUAUUGACAUACUUAAUAUUGUUCAGCUUUUCAAUUUCUUUUACAGAGUGUUAGCCUAAGAACUGGUUAUGUUAUAUGAACAUAUAAGUAACAUAUAAUUGUUAUUGAAACUUUGAUCAAAUAUUGCGUUUUACGUU